CAUGCCGAGCCAGGGAGGCGACGGAGCGCAAGGCUGGUGGAGCACCCUCGACGGGCACCAUGCGCCUGCCGCCGCCGGGGAAGCCUCCGCUCCUCCUGCCUCUGCGCCUCUCUUGGGCCGCCGCCGCCGCUUAUUGCCUGCUGGUCCUGCAGGCGGACGCCUAUUUCGGCCUGACUGGGAAGGAAGCCUUAACUCAGUUUCCUCUGCUGGGAUCUUCCAUGAACCCUGCCCACUGGAAGGCUCACUUGAAGCAAUGUGACCUGCUCCGGCUUUCCCGGAAACAGAAAAGGCUUUGCCGGCGGGAACCUGGACUGGCUGAGACUUUGCGAGAUGCCAUCCGGCUCAGCGUCCUUGAGUGCCAGCAUCAGUUUCGCAACGAGCGGUGGAAUUGCAGCCUGGAUGGCAGGGCUGACCUUCUGAAGCGAGGUUUCAAAGAGACAGCUUUUCUAUAUGCAGUGUCUUCAGCAGCAUUGACUCAUUCCCUCGCUCGGGCAUGCAGUGCUGGACGAAUGGAGCGUUGCACCUGUGAUGACUCACCGGACUUGGAGAACCGCAAAGCCUGGCAAUGGGGCGUGUGUGGAGACAACCUCAAGUACAGCACCAGGUUCUUGAAGAACUUCCUGGGGCAGAAGAAGGUUGGGAAAGAUCUGCGGGCCAAGGUGGAUAUCCACAACACUAAUGUGGGCAUCAAGGCUGUGAAAAAUGGCCUCAAGACCACUUGUAAGUGCCAUGGCGUCUCUGGCUCUUGCGCAGUAAGAACCUGCUGGAAGCAGUUGUCACCUUUCCACGAAACAGGAAAGCUCCUCAAGUUACGCUAUGACAAUGCCGUCAAGGUGUUCAGUGCCACCAACGAUGCCAUGGGCCACUCAGAGCUGGUGAGCCCCCAGCACCAUGCUCACCUGACUAAAAGCCCCACCUCUCCUCGCCCCACUGACUUGGUUUACAUGGAGGAUUCCCCAAGUUUCUGCCGGCCCAGUAGGUUUUCUGUAGGCACUGCUGGAAGAACUUGUUCCCGGGAAGUCAACUGUGACAGCAUGUGCUGUGGCCGGGGUUACAACAUUCAGACCCGAAUGGUCACCUUCUCUUGCCAUUGCCAGGUGCAGUGGUGCUGCUACGUUGAAUGUCAACAGUGCAUGCAAGAAGAAGUGGUAUAUAGCUGCAAGCAAUAAAAGGUGGUCCCUGGUUGCUGUAGAAAGAAGACAACAUGCCCUGGACCUCCUUGGUACUUUGGUUUCCUCUGUUAUAUUUGGGAUGAAAGUUACUUAUGGGAGUCUCAUCACUUGCAGCAGUUCUACAACACUGGAGAUAAUUGUUCCGUAUAAAUGCAGGGCAAGGUAAAAGCACAACAGUACUGGCAGCCAAA
Messenger RNA from Pogona vitticeps (central bearded dragon), 1363 nucleotides. RefSeq names its product Wnt family member 9B (gene WNT9B). The record is from RefSeq and is a predicted model, not a curated record. Gene Ontology annotation, biological process: cell fate commitment; neuron differentiation; canonical Wnt signaling pathway. Lineage: Eukaryota; Metazoa; Chordata; Lepidosauria; Squamata; Agamidae. Gene Ontology annotation, molecular function: frizzled binding; cytokine activity. Gene Ontology annotation, cellular component: extracellular region.